GUCACGUGAGAGAGAUUAGAGAAAUAAACAGCAACAAAUAGCUGUAGAUAUGGCGAUGAUGAUGUGUAUCCUUCCACUUUUCAAUCGCAGCCCUCUGUUGUGCGCUACAAAUUUAUUGGGAUACGGUCUACAAGAAGUACGAAACUAUGUCGGCUGCAGGGUAUUGCGCGACCAAAAACGUAGAAGAUGGGCUAAAGAGUAUGCAGAGGAAAGAUUGCGAUUGGUUGCCUUGAAGCGUAACGAUAUUUUGCCAAUCGAGAUAAAAGAACUCGCUGGCAAACAAAUAGAUGAAACAAUUCCUAGACAGACCGCUUUGAGACAAUUGACACCGAGAUGUAUUGUGACAUCUCGAGGCCGAGGUACAAUACAACGAUGGAGAAUAUCACGAUUCAUUUUUCGUCAUCUAGUCGAUUAUAAUAAAAUGGCUGGAGUGCAACGUGCCAUGUGGUAGAACAAUACACUUGGGCUAUAUAUAUAUAUAUAUAUAUCACUUGUAUAUUGUGUAUAAAUGAAUAUUAAUGCAGAGUAAAUGAUACAC
Molecule: messenger RNA, 538 nt
Organism: Atta colombica
Lineage: Eukaryota; Metazoa; Arthropoda; Insecta; Hymenoptera; Formicidae
Gene: mRpS14
Product: 28S ribosomal protein S14, mitochondrial
Exons: 3
Coding region: 50-451 (133 amino acids)
Biological process (GO): translation
Cellular component (GO): mitochondrial small ribosomal subunit; ribosome
Molecular function (GO): structural constituent of ribosome
Source: RefSeq, a predicted model, not a curated record